Ananas comosus (pineapple) is the source of this 1536-nucleotide messenger RNA. Its product is annotated as protein EMSY-LIKE 3-like. The transcript has 7 exons. The coding region runs from base 339 to 1172 and encodes 277 amino acids. Gene Ontology annotation, biological process: defense response to fungus. The record is from RefSeq and is a predicted model, not a curated record. NCBI's taxonomy places the organism in Eukaryota, Viridiplantae, Streptophyta, Magnoliopsida, Poales, Bromeliaceae.
UCUUCUAUUGUUUUUUUUCAACAAAAAUAGAACGAGAACGAUAGAACCCGGAACCAAGCGCAAGCGCGCUCAAUCGAACUCCUAUAAAUCAAUUAUUAGUUGAAUUUUUAUCCCAACUGUAAACCAAAUUUGAUCUCUAUUCGAACUUGUUUUCCAAGCAGCGUCAUUAUUGAUCUAUAUAUACUCUUCUCCCUCUUAAUGCGCGCGCGCGCGCGCUCUCUCCCUCUCUCUCUCUCUCUCUCUCUCUCUCUCUCUCUCUCCACUACUCUGCUUUUCUCUUGUUAAGAGUUUUAGAAUCGGCUCCUCUCUCCUUCUCUGGGAUUUUCUCGAGCAUAAAGAUGGGAUCUUCGAAGAGCGAUAGCGGCGAAACUGAUGAUGACUUGCCAGAUCCUGGCACACUUCGGGCUUCGAGAAGUGCGCAUAAUUCCGGAGCCACGGAGAUGGCCUCAGCUCCAUUAUCUCGCGGAGAAGAUGAAAUAGACAUAGAACUUCAAGUUCACUGCUUGGAGACUAAAGCGUAUAGUGCUGUUUUAAGAGCAUUCAAUGCUCAAUCAGAUGUUCUUUCAUGGGAGAAGGCAGAACUUAUAUCGGAUAUAAGGAAGGGACUCAGAAUUUCUAGUGCUGAGCACAAGGAAAUUCUCAGGAAAAUCAGUUCUGAUGAAUUGGUCAAGUCUAUACGGACACGGCAGAUGGACUCUGACACUCAGAUGACAACUUGUGAAAGGUUGAAAUCCGGGUAUGCAGCUGCCUCGUUGCUCGCAUUGUACCCAUGUAGUGUUCAACCUUUGCCUGCAGCUGUUCCUUCGUCCUUGGCAGUAAGUAAUUGUGAUUUAAAGAGGACAAAUCUCAUAGAUGAUCACUGCGGCGGCCAUGCAUUCUCCCCUCAACUGAACAGAAGAAAGGUAACUCAAGAUAGACAGCCACGAAGCAUGGCAAAACCUGGAGGUUUGCUGGUUGUACGGACAUCUAAGAAGUGUUCUGUUCCUUCCGGGACUGAUAGCUUGAAACCUAGACCAGAUGUAAUCGAGAUCCGUGCAACUGAUGAACUUAUCAAUGAGAUCGAGAAAUUCUGUCGAGAGAAUCCAGACCGAGCUAAUGUGAAGAGGGCAAAAUCAAUCCUCAGAGAUCAUGAGAAAGCCCUAAUGGAAGCGAUUGGUAGACUUAGCUGCUGAUCUCUCAGGCAGCGGUGACUGAGUCAGCUAUCUUUCUAGUCUCUCUUACGCUACCAGAGUUUCUUGUACUCUGUGCCAGAGCUAGAAAGGAACGGACGUGGAUGCGAUGAUGCUGUAUAUUGGCAGAUUGAUUGAUUGAUUCGACGAGAAACUGCAAAAGUGAGAACUGAAUUGUGCUGUGGGAGCUGUUAACCUUCAAGGCAACGAAUUUUUGACUCCCGUCUUCAGGACACUAAGCUGGGGAGCCUCUCUAACAUCAGGAUGAUUUCUUAUUUUUUUCUUUUUUUGGGAGAGGGGGGGUGGUGUAAAAAUACUGCAACAUUGACAUGAUCCAGCACUACCUCAUUGGCUGGUGAUGAGGAAA